Rana temporaria (common frog) is the source of this 2414-nucleotide messenger RNA. It is a transcript of the gene ASNSD1, whose product is annotated as asparagine synthetase domain containing 1. Gene Ontology annotation, molecular function: asparagine synthase (glutamine-hydrolyzing) activity. The record is from RefSeq and is a predicted model, not a curated record. NCBI's taxonomy places the organism in Eukaryota, Metazoa, Chordata, Amphibia, Anura, Ranidae. The transcript is spliced from 6 exons. The coding region runs from base 456 to 2315 and encodes 619 amino acids.
CAGUAACCCGGAAAUCCGCUUCAAGUGGGAUGGUGCGGGACUCGUUUCCGGAGCUCGGCUGGGCACACAUCCGGAAAGAUGGUUCCUAGUAGAUGACAGUGCCCACGUACAGCCGCAUGGUAGUGUAGCCGUGCCCGACCCUGUAGUGUGUGAAGAUGUCAGACGUUGGGGUGGAGAAGAGGGAGGAUUGCAGGGGCUGGACUGACAAGCAGAAAGAGGAAUUCUAUACCAAGUUUAGAGAACAGAAGGUUGUAGUUGAGGAAUUAUCCAGCCUGAAGAAAGAUCGGAAAGUGUACAGACAGCAGCCCAAUAGCAACAUUUUCUUUCUUGCAGACAAGUCUAAAACACUGAGUGAAUGCAAAAAAACACUGGAUGACCUGACGCAUACAUAUCAGAUUUUCGAGAACUCUGAAAAGAUACAAGACCAGAAUUAAAGCCUUUGUGUGCUUUUGAAGAUGUGUGGAAUAUGUUGUACUGUCAGUUUAUGUGCCCAUGUGGACACAUCCAUAUAUCAGGAAAACAAGAAGCUAAUACGAAGAGGCCCUAAUGGCAGCCAGCAGCUAAUGAGAAGUGAUCCCACCCACCAUUACAGUUGUUAUUUCUCUGGCCAUGUACUCCAUCUAAGAGGAGAACUGACCCCACAGCCUCUGCAGGAUGAAAACGGCAAUGUUUUUCUUUGGAAUGGAGAAGUUUUUGGAGGAAUUGAAGUUUUGUCUGCAGCCAACGAUACCUUUGUAAUGUUUCAGCAUUUAACCUCUUGUGAUAAUGAGCAUGACCUAUUGUCAGUCUUCUCUAAGGUGCAAGGACCUUGGGCUUUUAUUUACUAUCAAAGAAAAAAUCGCAGCCUUUGGUUUGGAAGAGAUUUUUUUGGUCGACGAAGUCUCUUAUGGAAAUUUAGUGAUGAUCUGGAAGAAAUGUUGAGUCUGACUUCCGUGGCAGAAUCCCUGACCGAUGACGGUCAUUGGCAGGAAGUCCCAGCAUCAGGGAUUUUCAGGUGUGACCUGAGUACCUGUGCCCAGGUAAAAUCCAUAUCACUGACAUGGUAUCCUUGGGUGUCUGUAUCAGAAACGCAGCUUCCUAGAGCAACCGUACACGAUGAGGAACAAAAAUGGAUUUUAAACACCCUCCCAAAAUGUGUAACUCAACUAAAUCUUGGAAGUGAUGGACUCCUUGUGCCAGUUUCUGCAUUGAACACAGACAUUCCUGAAACAUUUUCAGAACAGAAAUGUAAGACAGUAAGUUUAGAAGAACUUCAAUUGUUGAUUUCUGAUGAACACGGGAAAAAUAUUCAGUUGUUUGUAAAUGUUUUAAGUGAAGCUGUGCUGAAACGAGUUCUGAACCUUCCACGCUUAAAUCGGUCAUCGUCUCCAGCGCCUGAAAGACAAGUAAAUGUUGCCAUACUUUUUUCUGGUGGAAUUGACUCUAUGAUUUUAGCUGCACUUGCAGAUCGCCAUGUUCCACUUGAGGAACCCAUUGACCUUUUAAAUGUAGCUUUUAUGAUGCGAGCCCCAAAUCGGCAGAAGGCACCUUCGAAAAAAUGCAGUCGAGGGAAAACUCCAAGCUCUGCGUUAACAGGAAACCAAUCUAAUCCUGAUGCUGUGCUGACAGAUCCCUUUAAUGUCCCCGAUCGAAUAACCGGCAGAUCUGGUUUGGAGGAGCUUAAAGCCUUGUGUCCAACAAGAAUAUGGAAUUUUGUAGAAAUAAAUGUCACUCUGGAGGAACUGAAUCAAAUGAGGCAAAAGUAUAUAUCUCAGUUGAUCUAUCCAUUGAACACCGUACUUGAUGAUAGUAUUGGCUGUGCUGUUUGGUUUGCUUCUAGAGGAAUAGGUAUGCUGCAAAGUAAUGGAGAGAAGAAACCAUACAACAGCACUUCUAAGGUUGUGCUGACUGGUAUUGGUGCAGAUGAACAGCUUGGUGGUUACUCUCGUCAUAGAGUCAGAUUCAAUAAGUUGGGAUACAAGGGUCUUCUUGAUGAGCUGAGUAUGGAAUUGGGACGCAUCUCCUCUAGAAACCUUGGGCGGGAUGACCGAGUUAUUGGUGACCAUGGCAAAGAAGCAAGGUUUCCAUUCCUUGAUGAAAAUGUGGUCUCAUUUCUAAACUCUUUGCCAAUCUCAGACAAAGUGGACUUAACAUUGCCCAGAGGACUUGGUGAAAAAUUAAUUUUGCGCAUGGCAGCUGUGAGUUUAGGACUUGGUAACUCCUCCGUCCUGCCAAAAAGAGCAAUGCAGUUUGGAUCCAGGAUUGCAAAAAUGGAAAACAGUAAUGAAAAAGCUUCAGACAAAUGCAACAGACUUCAGACAGAAAUCAUUGAUUGAAUAGGCUUUUAGUUGUUUUAUGGAAAGUUGCUGUAAGAACAUAUACUAUAUUUUACAUUUAAAAUACUGCUAAUAAAAUUUAAUUGAAAAUGAUAAAAA